AUGGUCGAUAAUUCAGAAGCCAGUGCCUCCAACGAUAUCAAGGAACAAGACCGUUUGCUGCCUAUAGCAAACGUUGGCCGGAUUAUGAAGCAUAUUUUGCCACAAAACGCCAAGAUCUCAAAGGAAGCCAAAGAAACGAUGCAAGAAUGUGCGUCGGAAUUCAUCGGCUUUGUAACCGGAGAAGCAUCGGAAAAGUGCAGAAAAGAGAGGCGAAAGACAAUUAAUGGUGACGAUGUUUGCUGGGCUCUUGAAACUUUAGGCUUUGAUGAUUAUGCUGGACCAUUGAAAAGGUACUUGAAUAAAUAUAGAGAGGUAGAAGGAGAUAGGGCUAAUCAAAACAAGGCAGGUGUUAAUGAAGAAAUGGGAGAACCUUCAUGGAAUACAAGUAAUCAACCGAAAAAUUAA
Molecule: messenger RNA, 405 nt
Organism: Fraxinus pennsylvanica
Lineage: Eukaryota; Viridiplantae; Streptophyta; Magnoliopsida; Lamiales; Oleaceae
Source: the annotation of a GenBank genome assembly